This is a messenger RNA of Lathyrus sativus (Indian pea), 603 nucleotides long. NCBI's taxonomy places the organism in Eukaryota, Viridiplantae, Streptophyta, Magnoliopsida, Fabales, Fabaceae. The record is from the annotation of a GenBank genome assembly.
AUGCAUCUACCUUGGAAUAUCUCCUCAACAUUAGGCUUCAAAUGUCUUAGCAAGGAGGGUAGAAUUUUUAUCUCUAAAGAUGUUAAGUUUAAUGAGCAUUAUUUUCCCUUUCCCGCUCUGUUUCCUAGCCAGAAAUUACCUCAAGAACCUGUGUCAGCAGGAGGUUUAAAUCGAUUGUCUGUACCUACUGCUAUCAAUAUUAAUCCUCCUACCUGUGUAUCUCCAAUAGUCGGCAAUAAUCCUACGCCCAACAAUAUAAAGGCCCCUAAUUCUCUCAGUUCUGUCUCAUCACCUGGUCCACACAGUUCUAUACAUUCUGUCAAUCAGGACCAUAACAUGGACAGUCUACAACCUUAUCUUAAGCAUCCUAGUACAUCUAGCCAGGCUGUUCACAACAUCAGAAAUGUCUCACCUGUACACAUAUCCAAUGAUACAGUCCCUUCUGACCUGGCACCUAAUCAAUCCAAUGCGCCACCUUCUAGUCACGAAUCUCCAUCUACACAUGUUCUAAGGACAAUGCCCAAUUCAGUACUUCUGAAACUUCAUCUUACCCAGCAAUCCUGCACACAGUAUCUAGUUAUCCUGAGGGUAACCAAAACUUAA